Adineta ricciae is the source of this 1455-nucleotide messenger RNA. The record is from the annotation of a GenBank genome assembly. NCBI's taxonomy places the organism in Eukaryota, Metazoa, Rotifera, Eurotatoria, Adinetida, Adinetidae.
AUGACUACUGCCAAGCUGAUCAUUAUCAAUUGCUCAUCUGGAUCGAAUGUAACAAAAAAGAAAGAAAACUUCCAAGAUGAAGCAAUAUUUUUGUUAUUCGUUCAUCAUAUUUCUCACGACAUGUACACUAGCCUUCGGAAAAACAAUUCCGAUGUUGUUACGGUUAAACUUGGUCUCAAACUUAUUCAAAUAGCUGAUGUGGAAUGGCAAGAUUUUAGCUUCAUAUGGUCGCCCGAAGAAUUUGACGGCGUCGAGUACAUUCAAAUGCCUAGUGAUCUUAUUUGGAAACCUGAUCUUGUUCUAUAUAACAAUGCGGAUGGUGAUUAUCAAAUAACCACAAGGUCGAAGGCACAAAUUCGAUAUGAUGGAACUGUCAUCUGGAACCCUCCAAUGAUCUACAAAUCCUACUGUGCGAUCAAUAUUGCAUAUUACCCAUUUGAUAUACAGAACUGUACGUUGAAAUUUGGUACAUGGACAUACCAUGGUCGACUAGUUAAUCUACAAUUUUUGACCGAUAAUGAAUCAACUGUACUUGAACGUGGUUGGGACUUAGAAGAUUAUGUUCCAUCUAUUGAAUGGGAAAUUCUAAGCUUACCAGCUAUUCGACACGAAAUUGUUUAUGCAUGUUGUGUUGAAGUUUAUCUCGAUCUAACAUUCGUCUGCAUUGUUCAACGCAAACCAUUAUUUUACAUUGUUAAUUUAAUAGUACCGUGUAUUAAUAUGUCAGUCCUAGCUGUUCUCGUAUUUCUUUUACCAUCCGAUAGUAAAAAGAAGAUUACCCUAUCAAUCUCGAUUCUCGUUGCUCUACUAGUGUUUUAUCUCUUGCUCAUUGAACUUAUUCCGCCAACAUCCGUCGUCAUCCCGCUCCUCGGUAAAUAUUUACUAUUUACACUCGUCAUUGUAAAUCUUUCGAUUAUUAUUACAAUUAUUACAUUGAAUAUACACUUUCGUCGCCAUCCGACAACACAUAUGUUACCGUGUAUAAGGAAUUUCCUUCUGAUCUAUCUGCCAAAACUUUUACUCAUGGAACGACCGCCGAUGCCACAGAAAUACGUUUAUGUUAAAUCGUCAUCGGCUGACGCGACAACGGAUCAAUCUUUAACAUUUCCAUGGAAAGAUGAACGGCGACGAUCGAUCGCUCGACGAACAGCUGAUCAUAUUGCAUACAUUGCUCAACAAAUUGAAAAUGCCAAAAAAGAAAAGGAAAUCGUCGAAGAAUGGCGUUUUAUUGCCUUAAUUAUCGAUCGUCUCUUUCUGAUUAUCUUCGUGUCAGUUAGUCUUGUUGGAACGUAUUUAUCAUUACGACGAGCACCUUCGUUCACGAAAGAUUACGAACCUGUUGAUCCCCGAUGUUAUUUAUAUUAUCCACCUGUAAAUAAUUCUCAGUGGCUGGAAAAGUGUGGCACCGAUUACCUGCGUAAUUUAUCGAAUCGAAAGUUACUUUCGAAUAGUUAA